Molecule: messenger RNA, 1963 nt
Organism: Klebsormidium nitens
Lineage: Eukaryota; Viridiplantae; Streptophyta; Klebsormidiophyceae; Klebsormidiales; Klebsormidiaceae
Source: the annotation of a GenBank genome assembly
GCAAAGUUGCUUCUUCACAACUUUCACUUCCUCGGAAGCAAGUUGUGUUUUAGCGCUCUGGCGCCCAGGCGAUCUUUGGCGAUCAGCGAUCAGCAUUGUGCGACCAGCUUUCAGUGGUCAGCGUUCAGCGACCAGCGAUCUCUGUAGGGGCUAGGAGAGUUUAGGAGAUAGAGCGCUUCCUGCUCCAGAGCAUUCCAUUGCUCUGCAGCAUGGCCGCGUUUGUGGCAGGCCUGCUUGGUAUGAGCCAGCAGGAGCUUCGCUUUCGCGUGCAGCGAGCGAACCAUAUGACAGUUGCUCCUCUCCUGAGCCUCUUCCACUCUGUCUCUCCCCUCCUAGGACUGACACAGAGCUCGUCUGACCUUCCUGCCUCUGAGGAGUCUCUCUCUCCCUCCCCCUCUUCUGAGUCUGCUCAAGGUUUCAAGGGCCUGGAUGGCGAACAAACUCACGCAGAUUCAGACGCCCCAGCCCUGGCCUCCCCCCGCGCUGACACGAUCUCAGUUCUUGAACUGACAAAGGGAGAGCCCCAGAUUGGUCUUUGUGAGCAGGGCUUGUGCGGCAGGGGUCAGGCGCUGCCUCAGGGUGAAGAGGAGGAGGGGAAAUUGCAGAGGUUUUGUUCAGGGGAGGGCUUGGGGGAGGUCCCCUCACAUGAGGGGGGGGAUGAGGAUGAGACGUUGGGGGCAGGGCUUGCGGCGGCAGCUACUGUGAGGGCAGGAAUGGAAACCAGCAUUGUGCAGCUUGACCAGGGGUGCUUGGCUCAGAUUAUCUCGCAGAUGGAUCUGUCGAGCCUUAGAGCAUGCUCCCUGGUCUGCCGCGACUGGCUGGAAGUCUCGAGCUCUGCACGGACAUCCGUGACUCUGCGCAACGGCCCUCAGAUUGCUGCCUUCCCCAAGCUGGUUGCCCGCUUCUCAAGAAUCCACACGCUGCACGUUGAAGGGCGCGCCCCGGCAGACGCGCCCUCUGUCUUGUCUCUGGACGAUGCUGUGAUGGAGGUCCUUGCACAGAGCUGCGGCUGCCUGCGUGAGCUGCGGCUGAAGUACUGCUCACUGUCUGACGCGGGCCUUGCUGCGGUUCUGAGGGGCUGCCCCGAGUUGCUCGUGCUUGGCUUGGCUCACAGUGAGGGGUUCUCGGGGGAGGCAUUCAGCGGCCUGUGCUGCAAGUUGGAAAAGCUGGAGCUGAAUGUCUGCGAGGGGCUUACGAAUGAGGGGUUGGUGGUGGCUGCGGCUGCCUGCUCUGGUCUCAAGGACUUUGGUAUCUAUACUGCGCAGCCGAACAGAUCUCUGGAGCAGGGGGUGGAGGCAUUCUCAAAGGCAUGCCCUGGACUGAAAGUGUUUGCCGUCCACGCCUGUCGGCUUACUGAUGAGGCCCUGCAAAGAAUUGCCGCUAGGUGCCCCCUCAUACAGCAGAUCAGUGUCACGUGCGAGUAUUACAUCACAGACAGGGGGCUAGACGCCUUCCUGGCCCUGCUCCCUCGUGUGCACACAGUGACGCUGCAAAAGAACCGCGCGGUUUCUGGCAUCCCGCAAUUCGGGUCCAACCGGUGCUUGAGACGACUUCGGCUAGGUUGGUUGUGCACGACGCCCGACGAGGUCCUUAAAGGGUUAGCUAAUCAGGCUGGCCUUGAGGAGCUGGUUCUGAUAUGCUGCCCCUUUCUCACGGACGCCACCGUUGAGAAGAUUUUGACGUGUUGCAAGAAGCUGACUUGGUUGAUGCUUCACAGUAGUAAGCUUGUCACUGCAGAGACUGUCAGUGCAUACAUCCGGUGCGGCAGCAAAGCCAGGCUAGAAAUUAAGCGUUGCUCGGGUAUGAAGAAAGGAGCUCUAGGGCAGGAUGUCUUAAAAUUGAAGAAGCUUCAGGUGCAAUGCUUCUGACACGAUAAACGCCUGGAGUAAAUUCCCGACAUCUGAAAAUCAAGGAAACCUGAACUUUGACAUUUGUUUAAGCUCAUGAGGCAUGUGUACAUAUG